UAGCCUUCAGACAGCAAGCCUCGUGCUGUCAACUCACAUAGAAGCGCUCCCUUGCUCCUCGCACACAAUCAGGGUGCUACGACUCGUACGCCCACGGUGCUCCAAGCGCGUAGAAGCCUGCACUUGGAAAGUCAAGUCGAACACACGUACCCUUACACCCUCCCGCGGCACCACCCUUGGCGUUUGAGAUAAGGCAUCGGUGUUACCGCAAGGGCCAAGUAUCUUUGUCCCAAGUCGGUCGGUGCUUGGCAACAAGCUCCCCCUCGCAUACACCUCCCUCUUCAGCCUGAUAUCAGCAAGUUCAACCUUGGCUGGACCUCUCUUCCUGAGCUACAACCCACCCAGUAUACCCCAUCCAAUAUACCCCACCCAGUUGCUGCUCCAAUUCCGUCAACGCACGAGCACCCCGUUAGCUUAGUAACACCACCAGCCUUCUGCAAUGGGGCGACCACGCCUAUUCCUGGCCAUUUUAGCCCUCGCAUGGGUCGCCGUCGCCGUAGCAGCUCCUGCUGCGAAGCCUGCGACGUCGCGCAAGACGGAGGAAGUGCCGUCGGCCAAUCGCCGAGCAGGAAUUGCAGAGAAAGUCUUCGCGCACAAGUCUGGGUGGUAUGGCCCUCUAUCCAAGACGUGGAAGCCAGAUGUCGUGGUGGCGCAAGACGGCUCUGGGAAGUUCAAGUCCAUUCAGAAAGCGAUCGACAGCGUGCGGCCCCUGGUUCGACGGCCGAACAAGAAGAACGUGCUGAUCUACGUCAAGAAGGGCCUGUACUUCGAAGAGGUUUUCAUUCCGCAAGCCAAGUCCGGAAUCACUCUGGUGGGAGACCCCGGCGAAACCAGAGUCCGUUUCAACAAGUACUCGGCGAAACUCGACAAGAACGGCAAUCCCCUCGGAACUGCCAAUACUGGUACUCUCGCCGUCCUCGCCGACGACUUCACGAUGGUCAACAUGAUCGUCGAAAACGCUUCGCCGCGACCCCCCCCCGCGACGACGGGUUACCAGGCCGUCGCAUUUCGCUCCGCCGGAAACCGCACCAUCGUGUUCAACUCCAGCUUCUACUCCUACCAGGACACUCUAUACGCGCACAAGGGCUACCAAUACUACAAGAACUGCUUCAUUUUCGGCGAGGUUGAUUUCGUCUUCGGCGCAGCGAAGGCGAUUUUCGACUCAUCCACGUUCUACAUGGAUUCCAUGGGCUAUGCUGCCGUCACGGCGAACUACCGCAUGUCGAAGAGGGAGGACUCGUGCUUCGUGAUCAUGAACUCGCACAUCACUGGCCGCAACCAGGGCUGGCUCGGCCGCUCCUGGGGCAAGUACGCCUGCACCGUCGUCGCGAACACUUACAUGGACAAGGCCGUGCGACCUGACGGAUGGAAUGAUUUCGGAGUCAUUGCGCGGCAAGUGAAUUCGUUCUUUGCCGAGUACAACAACCGCGGAAUCGGCGCCAACUUGGACGGGCGCGUGUGGUGGCAGAAGGUGAUCGAACCGGCGCAGGUAAAGAAGUACGUCACUACCGAGUACAUCGGACUCAGCAGCUGGAUCCGCGCGCUUCCCAUUGCUCCCAAGCGGAAGGGCGGAAGCAGCGGAAGCAGCAAGAAGAGCGCAAAGGGCGGGAAGGGCGGAAAGGGCCAAGCGAACAGCGUGGGCCAGAAGAAGGUCGUUGCGAGCGGGGGAGGAAAGGCGAAGGCGCAGAACCCCGCGGCGAAGGGGCGCGUUCCGCCGAAGGCACGGCACCCCGCCCCGAAGAAACCACAGCAGCCGGCGCAGAAGAAGCCUCAAACGAAGCGCGCGACGACCCAGGAGGUUGUUACAGAAGGGCAGCUUGUGGGUGCAGUUGCUGACGUGGCUCCUGCUCUCACCGCAGUCGUUGCCACGCCUCUGCCUACGGUAGCUGUGGUGGCGGAGCAACGUUACAGCGUGUGCCAGACAAAGCAGCCAGAUCUUGCCACCCGUGACACAAUCUGUACGCGUUGCUGCAUGAUGCGCGUUCCGGUGCCGGAGCAACGCGCCUGCAUGGACGCUUGCAUCGGUAUUUGAAAAACAGCGGGAAAAGUGUGCUAACAGGGUGGGUGGGCUGGUGGUUUUUGGUCACCUAGCAGCAGCAUCGAGCGUCUAGGGCUGGAGCCGAGGAAGGAGCGUCUAGGGCGGCAGCAGGGUUUCCAAGCUCGGGUAGCCUCAGCAACAUCCGUGAAACGGAUGCUAGUGUGUGCUGGUUGUGUGGUUCUUGAAACGGCUGGGGCUGGGGAGAAUGGGAGGGAACAAAAUUGAGCAAAUUGCCGUGGAGGGGAGGAGGAAUUUCGCUUGGCGAAUCGCGAAAUGCGGCGCGCUCUUGGAGAGGAUCACGCGGCGCAUUGCUCCAAGGCUGUUCAACCAGCGAACAAUUCCUGAUAACUGUAGAUUGCUCAUACUUCAUCUACUAUAGGUGUUCUCAUACAUGUGGAAAUAAGUUACAUGCGUAGGCCAUUGUUUGACAUUGCAUACUCUUAUGAGAUAGAUAAGCUACGUGGCGCUGCUAGUGGAUACAAUGUUAACGUGAAGUGCAAGGUGAUACCAUGCAAAUAUCAAAUCG
This is a messenger RNA of Closterium sp. NIES-67, 2564 nucleotides long. NCBI's taxonomy places the organism in Eukaryota, Viridiplantae, Streptophyta, Zygnematophyceae, Desmidiales, Closteriaceae. The record is from the annotation of a GenBank genome assembly.